CUUGUCUGCACCAUUGUUUCUCCUGUGCGCUCCGUGUAAUAGGUGCAGCUGCGGCAAAUGCCGGUUAUGAUAAAAUCUUACAGUCAAGUGUAAUGCUCGCUGUAUUUGAUCUGGCGGAUGUGUCUGAUGAAGGAGAUUGAAGAGUAUGAAUGAUUUUUAAAGCCUGCUCCAUUCUGCAUUCAAGAGCGAAGGGGUCUUGAGUCACGGGGCGGUGAGAGCGAAAUGGAGAGCCCUCAUUCAUCGGCUCUCAUCUGACAUUGAAUCGUCUCAUUCACAUCUCUCUGAGAGAAUUGGAGAAGCCAGGGGGAGGAGUUACAGCACGGCGGACAGAGCCUCACGGCAGUCAUGAGUGGAAUACUGAAGAGGAAGUUUGAGGAGGUGGAGGGGGCGUCACCCUGUUCAUCUGUAAGAGAGUCAGAGGAAGAGGAGAUAUCGAGUACUGAGAGCGGAGACAGCAGCGACAGCGUCAACCCGUCAGCUUCACACUUCAACCACACCUCACCGACAUCUUCCUCAUCAUCAUCAUCACACACGCUACAGCGGACUGCCUCGUCCAUCCUGAAGCGAGAGAAGCGUAUGAGGACGCGCAGGGUUCACUUUGAGAAAGUGACGGUGUAUUAUUUCAGCCGGCGGCAGGGCUUCACCAGCGUGCCCAGUCAGGGUGGCAGUACACUGGGAAUGUCGAGCAGACACAGCUGUAUCCGGCAGUACACACUGGGAGAGUUUGCCAUGGAGCAGGAGAGGAUCCACAGGGAUAUGCUCCGAGAUCAUCUGAAAGAGGAGAAACUCAACUCUAUACGACUGCGGUUGACGAAGAAUGGCGCGGUGGAUUCGGAGGAGGCGAGCGUGCUCACAUUGGAUGACAUCUCUGACGACGACCUGGACCUUGACAACACAGAAGUGGAUGAAUAUUUCUUCCUGCAGCCUCUGACCACCAAGAAGCGACGUGCUCUUCUGCGCUCCUCGGGCGUCAAGAAAAUCGACGUGGAGGAGAAACACGAGCUGCGGGCCAUCAGGGUUUCCAGAGAGGACUGCGGCUGCGACUGCAGACUCUUCUGUGACCCUGAGACCUGCACCUGCAGCCUCGCUGGCAUCAAGUGUCAGGUGGACCGUAUGUCGUUCCCUUGUGGAUGCACAAAAGAAGGGUGCAGCAACGCGGCCGGAAGGAUCGAGUUUAACCCCAUCCGCGUUCGUACUCACUUCCUGCACACCAUCAUGAAGCUCGAACUGGAAAAGAGCCGUGAGCAGCAGCAAAAUUCCGGCCCCGCCGCCACGGCAACCGGCAACGGUUUCCACGGCGACCCCAGCGGUCACUGCAGUCCGCUGGCGACGGGCCAACACGCACUGGAAUACCAAAUCCCAGAUACGGUACCGCCGAGCACCAUCAUGCACCUGCAGUCUGGCGAUGACACCUUAGAAGAAGAAGAGGAGGAGGAAGAAGAGGAAGACGACGAGGAGGAAGAGGAGGAAGAAGAAGAGGAUGAUGAAGAUGACGAAAACGAAGAUGAGAGCAGCAGCCUGUGCAGUCUGUCCGACUCCAGCACGCAGAGCUUGGCAAACAGCGACUCGGAGGACGAUGAAGAUCAGGAAGAUAAAGCUGGAGAGUUUGACGCCGGACUACCGACCGCGACGUCAUGCGGCGAAGUGGCUCCGCCCCCAUCUGUCAUGUGUUACACAGAGAACGCAAUCACGUCGGAUAAUCAAACCAAUGGUAAUUCGUACUUCAUCGGCUCCGCCCCUGAAUACUAUCAGAUGGAAAAUGCUACUCAACCCACAUUGCUAGCUAACGCCAACCAGGCCGGUGAGGUCUACGGAGGCGACUCGACCUCAUAUCAAGACCGGGUUAAUGACUCCGUUAGGGUCAUGCCUCGGGGUCCCUAUAAUGUGACCGCUGAUCAAUACACAGACUACACCCAGCAAAGCGAACAGUCAUACACCGAUCGGCACUUCACGCUCGCUAACGGAUCGACGGCCGUGAUCAGCUGUCGCACUCCAGAGACGGAUAAAAGCGUCCAAUCCAAAGGGACCUUCAUCAGCCAAUCAGGAGAGCUGAGCCAGAUGGAACUCCAAAACUAUCUUAACAACAACAACAGCAGCACGCAGGAUGCCUACACUACCAAUGGGAACUGUUAUGUAGCUGAACAGCCAAAGGAGACGUCUCACAAUCUGUCCGAAGUGUCGCUAGCGGACAACACAACGAAAGGACCGACUUUACUGGAUGCUUUCCCUGAGCCGACCCCGGUUUAAGAUUGCGUUUAGAUUUAAAGAGGAGCCUUCAAUUCUGCACAACAACAAAUAUCUAACGCUGGCCGGAUGAAAUCAUAAAUAUGUAUUUUUACUGAACUUUGCAAGAAGGAAUAUUAUUUAAAUUGCAAAAUCAGAGCGUAUGUUAAGCUUUAGACCUGAACAUGGAGUGCACAACGUCAUCGCAACGUUACGUCAUCCAACGGGACCAGGGGCCGGCUUAUGCAUAAGCACGUUUCUGGCCUGAGACUCGUGCAAUUGUCAUUUCUAAAGAUCUAGUUUUAAUCAGACGUGAAUGGAUCUUUUCUAUGUAUCUGUGUCGGUAGUGCUAUAAAAAAAAAAACGAAGAAAAAAUCAAGAUCGUUGCUGUUCGUGUUCUUCAGUAAGUGUGUAUCUCCGUGUUUGAUAAAAGCAUGUUUUUUUAGCUUUCAUCGCUGGUUUAUGGUUUUGUAAAAGUUCGAUGUACUGUAAAAGAGAAAAUAACGUUGCGUUUUCGUACAUAUGUAUCAUGCUUUUGAAGAGUUAGCAUGAAAACGGCUUUUGAAUACGUGCUGUUCAUUUGCUUUGCUUACGAAACCAAAUUAACAUUAUUUAAGUUGUCAAGACAUUUCCUCAAGAACGUAAUUGCACUUUUCCAUUGGCUGAUGUUACGCGGAACGUGACCAAUUGCUGUAUGAGCACUGAGGGGGCGGGGUUAUCUGGUACCGUGCCAUGCCAACGGCUGUGUUCGGAAUGAAAUAUUACCUUUUUACUUUUUUGCAAACUGUAACAAAGAUAUUGGAUAAAACAAGAUUGAGCAUUCAUAUUACUAUGGAUAGGGGGCAAUGCAACUCUCAAAAUGGGCACUCUGGUGAUGGAAGUCCUACCUUUCAGUUAAAAAAACAAUCAUCAAUCAAUAAAGACUGAUGAUUCUCUGGGGCAGGAGCUCUGCACUUGAGGUCUUCACGGGUCCACUUAGAUCCAAAAAUUCACAUAAAACUGCAUAAAUAUCCCGCAUAUUCCAUCGCAUUUUUUUUUUAAACGUGCCGCAAGUUCAAGGAUUUUUGCAUGCAACAUUCACAAAAAAACUCUGUCCUUUUCUGGAAGGACUGAAAAGCCUCGUUCACGGGUCAGUAUAAUAUUAGCGGCAUCGGGUAAUUUAAAAUGAAUGUGUUGUUGCCGAACACACCAGAGAAGAACCUAAGAAACCCAAGCUAUCUUGCAUGCGUGCAUCGAGUCCUUUUGCCAAGAGCGCUUGCCACAUGUGAUUGGUUAAUUUUAAUUUGAGCCAGACCUGUCAAUCAAUUUUGAAUGGACUUUUUAGCUGCACUUUUGGUUUCGUCAUCAGAUAACAAAGGUAAAUAAAUGGAGCUGCAGGCCAAAUUGGUUGCAAGGCCACCGGCGUUUCUUUCUGUCUGAAUGGUGUGCGGGGCUACUGCACACAUCAGUGACGUUUACGUUCAGGUUAAAAAAAUUGCCACUAGGUUGGGUCGGACUUGGGUCUAAUUUUCUGAGGUUUGUCUCGGUCGGUCGUUCUUCUAAAAAAAUAUUUAUGCACUUUGGGUUCGGGGAAAAAGUGAUUUGGGCCAUUUCGGGUCGGGUAGAUUUCGAGAAGACCUCUACUCUGUACAGAGGCACUUGCCAACCUGUGGAACUUGCCAACUUGCCCAAUUGCUGAAACAACCUCGAAAAGUUGUUUUUAGGCAAAUUUAAGAAACAAUCGUUAUGGUUUUCUUCCUUAAAUUAUUUCGUGGAGUCAACUCAGAUUUACAAGUCAUGUCAACUUAUUAUUUAUUUUGACAAGAGAUGAGAUGCUACAACUUAUAAAAUAUAGUUGAAAAAAGUCAACUUAUCUGUAGUUAAAACAAGUCAUCUCUAGUCAAGAUAAAUAAUAGUAAGUUGGCAUGACUUAUUAUUAUUAAAUUUAGGGCAGCAACAGUGUACAGUUGACAUGAGGUUUAAUUGUUGAUCAAAAAAUGUUGUUUAAUUGUAAUUUUAACACGCAAUUUUAGAGAUAUCUGUCUUUCCCCAUUCAAGUAAAUUGCAUGACUGAAAUAACUGCCCGGAAACAUUGCAAACAUUGCCGCCUAGUGGCGUGACUUCCCUAAAGACAACCUUGCAGCUUGCAUACUGUACUGUAAAAAUAGUAAGAGUAGUAUGUUAUUCCGAACACAGCCUUUGAUCGUAUGCUUUUAUAACAUAUCUCCAGGUUUUGUGGAGACGUGAUAUUUUUCCAUGAUACUAGAAGAAAACGAUCUCUCUUCUGUUUGCAUUUGCUUUUUAAAAGCAGACAGUAGAUAGACAAAUAGUUAGAUAACAGAAUUAACUUUUGAAAUCAGAUUUAGAUGAUAAUGAAAAUGGUGAAUUGAGUGAAUUCUUUGUCUUAUGAAACUCUGAAGUUUUGGGAUUAUACAGGGAUUUCUGACAAAAUGCACUUUGAAAUGCUUCAGGUUGCUGCGUUUGAAGCAUUCCAUUAGAUUCAGGCAAAGAUGAUUUUUAAAAGUGUUUAAAUUAUAAAGAAUGAAAUUCUAAUCUAAUAUUACAUUUGUAAAAGGUAAAUUUAUUGCGUAACUAAUAGUCUUGAAUGAACGGAGGUCAGAACAGAUUUUUUUUAAGUUAUAUAAAAAAUGUUUUAGGGCAUGACUUUUGUUUUCCUAACAUGUGAACAUAAUCUCAGUAACUGUGUGCUAAAGAUUUUGCUUAUUUAAAGGAUUAACUCCACCUUCAUAAAAAUAUCCUAAUAAUUUACUCACCCCCAUGUCAUCCAAGAUGUUUAUGUCUUCCUUUGAAAAGAAAUUCAGUUUUUUGAGGAAAACAUUUCAGGAUUUUUCAACAGGGCUCUAAACGAUCCCAACCGAGGCAUAAGGGUCUUAUCUAGCGAAACGAUUAUCAUUUGAUAGUUUUUAGACCAAAAAUAUAAAAUUUAAGUGAUUUUGUGCAUAAAACAAGCAAAAAAAUAUUUUUCUUGAAUUAAGUGUUUAAGAAAAAUGUUUAAGAUUUUUUUGCUUACCCCAUUGGCAGAUUUUUUUUGCUUGUUUUAUGCACAAAAUCACUUAAAUUUGAUAUUUUUGGUGUAAAAACUAGACUUAUUUUCUUGGGUCGUUUUGCUCAUCAAGAAAAAGCAUCUUAAUUUAAGAAUGUUUAGAUAUUUUUACUGAAAACAAGACAAAAAUACUAAGAUUUCUUUUCUUGAAAAUCAUUUUUUGCAGUGUGUAAAACGCACACUUACGGACCAUUUUUAACAAUAAACUGACACAAAGACAUUAAUUGGUAUCAUUUCACAUACAAAAACGUCUGAACGCUCCUCUUUCUCCACACUUAAACACUGGAGCGUAGUUUCGCAUACGUCAUGCAUGACCUUUCAACGCAAUUACGUAAUAUGUAAGGUCGCGCAGGCGCAUCACACGGCUAGUGCAAUACAAUAAGUUGUGGUUUAAAAGUACAUAUUUUAUAUUUUUUGGGUGAAAAUGAUGAUCGUUUCACUAGAUAAGGCCGUUAUGUCUCGAUUGGGAUCAUUUAGAGCUCUUUGAAGCUGCAUCGAAACUGUAAACCAUUGAGGUCCACUAAAGUCCACUAUGGAGAAAAAUCCUGGAAUUUUUUCCUCAAAAACUUUAUUUCUUUUUGACUGAAUAAAAAAGACAUAAACAUCUGGGGGUGAGUAAAUUAUCAUAAUUUUUUAUGAAAGUGGAGGUAUCCUUUAAUUUACCGAACGAAUCAUUCAGAGGAGUCAUUUGUUAAGUGCAAUAGUUAACUUUGUCUCUGGUUAACGUAUCAGCUAAUAUUUAUUGUCUGAGUAAAGGGUUGAAUCAUUUCGAAUCAGAUUUUUCUACCCAGUUUAAGUAAAAGUUCACCAAAUUUACACAUUAUUUACUCACCCUCAUGUCCUGAAUGUGAUUCCUUUUUUUUGUGAAACACGUUUUAAUAGCUUUUGUCCAUUCAAUGACAAUUCAGAAAAUCUGCAAAGCUCCAAAAAGAACAAAAACACGAUUCAAGUAAAUGAUUAUAGUGGAACAAACAUAGCAGCAUGUUGGUUUGGGAAGACAUGAGAGAGUAAAAACGUUGUAAUUUUAGGUGAGCGUUUCUUUUUAAGCACUGACAGGUUUAGAGAUGAACCUCUUUGUAACGCACAAACAAACAUUAUGAUGCAUCUGUUAGUUUGUUUAUCCUCUUAAAAGAAAGCGAGUCAUUGUCAAAUGAGUGUCCUUCAGUUUACGCUCAAGACAGGACAAUCAAAUGCCUUUAGAUGUCAUCAACACACAAAACAUCAGAUUUAUAAAGGUGAAGUGUGUCGUUUCUCAAUGCUAGAAUUUCAUCAAAGCCAUUACGUCCGAAGACAAAACUUUCUAGGGUACCAACCUAGCAACCACAGAGCAGCAUCCAAAGGACACAGUAGCAACCACAUAGCAACACCCAAGCAUCAGUCGAACACACUUCACCUUUAAAGAUGAUGAUGAUAAGCGAAGAGAAAAUGAUUUAUAAAACACUGAAUGUUCGGAAAGAUUUUGUGGGGCAGAAGAAUUAGAAAUACUGCCUUGGUUUAAGUAAGUGACGACUUGCUUAAAAACAGUGAAUGCCUUCAUUUUGUAAUUGGUUUUUGCCAUUGUUUUAGAUGCUACGGUUCAGUGUUUUGCCUUUUAGAAUUUGUUUUCUGGAUCUUGGUGCAGAAAAUAAAUUUGUCUCUGAUUCACCUUUUGUACACAGCGCUGGUACAAUAAACCUCAGUCGUGAUAUGAAGUAUGAAAUAUAAAACACAAGCAUACAAAUGUAAUGUCAAUAUACGGUCUGUACUACAGAAUGAACUGACGGCAGACAGGAAUCAUCAUAUUAAAGUUCUUCUUCUGUUAAGUAUUUCCUAUGAAUGAUCUAUUAUAAUGUGUAUUUAUUGUGCGUUCCUUAAGCAGUACUGUAUGUAUUGAAUAAAAUUUCUCUUUGUUAA
Molecule: messenger RNA, 7159 nt
Organism: Paramisgurnus dabryanus
Lineage: Eukaryota; Metazoa; Chordata; Actinopteri; Cypriniformes; Cobitidae
Gene: csrnp3
Product: cysteine-serine-rich nuclear protein 3
Biological process (GO): regulation of transcription by RNA polymerase II
Cellular component (GO): nucleus
Molecular function (GO): DNA-binding transcription factor activity, RNA polymerase II-specific; sequence-specific DNA binding
Source: RefSeq, a predicted model, not a curated record